Messenger RNA from Mycotypha africana, 1820 nucleotides. RefSeq lists its product as uncharacterized. Bases 90 to 1655 code for a protein of 521 amino acids. Gene Ontology annotation, molecular function: RNA polymerase II cis-regulatory region sequence-specific DNA binding; DNA-binding transcription factor activity, RNA polymerase II-specific. Gene Ontology annotation, cellular component: nucleus. The transcript is spliced from 2 exons. NCBI's taxonomy places the organism in Eukaryota, Fungi, Mucoromycota, Mucoromycetes, Mucorales, Mycotyphaceae. Gene Ontology annotation, biological process: regulation of transcription by RNA polymerase II. The record is from RefSeq and is a predicted model, not a curated record.
CUCCUAUUUCAUCCGCUGCUACGACUACAACUACAUCAUCUCCAACAACAGCAACAGCCUUUGGUGCUGCCGCGGCUGGCAUCAAUGGCAUGGACGGGCAUGGUAAUAGCACCAACAACUUCAAAGCUAGUUCCCCUAACGGUGGUAGUGCUUCUCGUAGAGGAUCGAGGGCUCAACUCACUGGUCCAGCUAUUCAACAUAAGCAUGUUUGUAAGUAUCCUUAUUGUUCUUGGAGUUUCAAACGCUAUGAACAUCUCAAGCGUCAUAUGCUUGUUCACACUGGUAAAAGACCUCAUGUUUGCCAUUAUCCCGGUUGUGGUAAAAGUUUCAGUCGAUCUGAUAACUUUCACGCUCAUUACCGUACUCAUACGAAGAAGGCCAAUAUGUUGCAGCAACAACAAGGGUUAACCCUGGGCACAACAGUUAGACGAAAGUCAUCCAUCAAGUCCCGACAAGCUGCGAAUGCUGCCGUUUCCAAUAUGCAUGCCAACAUCCCCAUGGCCAAUACUGUGAAUGUGUCUAAUUCUGCCACUGCUAUGUCGAUAGGCUCUCAAGUAUCUCAACCAAGGUUCGACUCAUCCACUUAUUGUGUCAAGCAACAACCGAGUCAUCAGUUUGAUUUGUCCUCUUAUGACAGUAUGUAUGCUGCUCGAGGUUAUAUGACUGAGAAUACUCAUGUUUAUCAAGGUCAACCUCCCUCUCCUCAUCACAACCAGCAACAACAUCAGCAUCAGCAGCAUCAGCAGCAACAACAACAACAGCAGCAGCAGCAUCAGCAGCAUGAGCAGCAGCAACAUCAACAAUACAUGCGUCACUUUGGUCUGAACCACUCGGGUGUUCAUAAUUUACAAGACACUUCUGCACUUCCCAACACUGGCGUGCCAUCUUUGCUUAACCAUGAGAUCAAUAACGGUCACCAACAACAUCAUCAACAGCCAUUUUAUGCUGCUGCUACAACAAUGCAUAGCCCUGCAACGAAUAAUAUGGUCGUCUCUUCACCUGAACAUGAGCGAUUUGGCUAUUCAGUUGCACCUAUGACUCCUACCAGCUACAAUCCUAUGAUGCAUCACCACCAGCAACCUGGUACUGCUCAUUAUGUUACCACACCUAGAGAUACUUAUGGCUAUCACCCUUAUCCUAUGCAACAUAGCUCUUCCGAUAGUGAGAGUAGCUCCAUUACUGCUGCUGUUGCCGCCGUCGUUGCUCCACGUACAGAUUCAGGGUCGUCUGCUCCAACCACUGCUCCGACAACCAUCAAAGGAAGCCGUAAAGGAAACAACGGAGGCAACAAUAACAAUAACUGUAAAUCCCAUACUUGUCCCGUCACACAAUGUCAGCGUCGCUUUAAACGCUUAGAACACUUGAAACGCCAUAUGCGCAUUCAUACCCUUGAACGACCUUUUGCUUGCAACUUCCCUAAUUGUCAAAAAACCUUUUCGCGAUCCGAUAACUUAUCGCAACAUAUGAAGACGCACCAACGUGUUGAAGAUCGUCGUAGAAAACAACAUUAUCAAAAACCAAAAAAAGUCACCACUACUACUGCUAACAACAAUCAAGAGAAGCAGCAAUCUUCCAAUAAUGAAAAUGAUAAUAUUCUAUCCAAUAUGGUUGGUAUGUCAUGGCAAUCUGCCACUACCGGAACAGUGGGCUGCUAAUCUACAUACACACAUACACAACGUUUUUACAACAAUUUCCAAUAAUAUCUAACAAAAAAAAGGCUCGCGUACUCUUUACUCAUGUCCAAAUACCACAAUUAUGGAAACAAAUACCUCCAAAAAAGAAGAAAAAAACAAAAAAAAAAGAAAAGAAAAAAAAACCCC